Styela clava is the source of this 2828-nucleotide messenger RNA. RefSeq names its product zinc finger MYND domain-containing protein 11-like. Gene Ontology annotation, molecular function: transcription corepressor activity; DNA binding. Gene Ontology annotation, biological process: regulation of signal transduction; regulation of transcription elongation by RNA polymerase II. Gene Ontology annotation, cellular component: nucleus. NCBI's taxonomy places the organism in Eukaryota, Metazoa, Chordata, Ascidiacea, Stolidobranchia, Styelidae. The record is from RefSeq and is a predicted model, not a curated record.
AUUUUAAAAACCUUAAUAAAACAAAAUGUCAUUUUGUAGACAUUCUGAACCCGUUGCUCUUCAGCGUAUUUGGAAAGCAAUUGAUGUCAUUCGUGGCCAACGUCAAAUUGCCAAUCUUUCCCGAAUAUCUAAAGUUAUUCAAAGAGAGUACUCCUAUACUCCAAAAGAAAUUUUACAUCAUAUUUUGAAGGCUGUGAAGGACAAUAUGGUUGUAGAAACGGUUUCAGUUGGUUGCAAAGGUUCCAAAGCUGGGAUGGAACAAGAAGGUUAUUGGAUUCCAGAGGAUUCUAAAGUUCACUGGUAUGAACAAACUCAUGAUUGGUAUUGUUUCAUAUGUCAUAAACCUGGUAGAGUCUUGAAAUGCAAAGAUUGUGUGAAAGCUUUUCAUAAGGAAUGUAUGGAAAAUUCAAUAGAAGAAACCAAAAGUUGUAAAUACUGUAGACGGAAAAAUACUGCGUUAUUGGAUGUCAAUCAUACCAGAAAAAGUAAGGAAAUAUUUAACAAAUGUUUGAGAUUUAUUGCUCACCGAGCAAUGGAAAAUUUUCCAGAGAUAUCGCAUCAUCCUGAUGCGGAAGGUUAUAUGCAUUAUAAUUACUUUAUAAAGCAGCAUAUGAAUUUAUAUGAACUGGAGAAGUUAUGUAAAGAGAAUAAAUUUGAAGUUGCCUUGGAUUUUCUUUGUUAUGUAGAACUGAUUGUUCAUAAUUGCAUACUUCUGCUCGGUGAAAACCAUGAAUAUUCAAAAUCUGCCAAAAGUGUGUUGGAAACAUGUAUGCAUGAGGUCAAGGAAUUGUCUUUAUGCUCUAACUGUUACUUUCUGUCCAGCACAAAACCAACAAAAGAUUGGUUUAGCGCUCCAUGUCAGCCACCUCAUAGAGUUGUUUGGGCCAAGCAAAAAGGAUUUGAAUAUUGGCCUGCUAAGGUUAUUCAAGUGAAUAAUGAUCAAGUGGAUGUUCGAUUUUUUGGUGGUCAUCAUGAGAGAGCAUGGGUUAAAGUUGAUAGUAUGAGAAGCAUUGUUGUUAGUCCUUCAGAAUUACAAAUCAAGAUAACUAAAAGUUGGAAUAAAGCUAAUGCUGAAAUGAAAGAAUACAUCAUACAGACUGAAAAAGUUUAUGGGUCAAACUAUGCUGCUCAAAUUGUUUCUUUUGACUAUGAAUGUUCAAGCGAGGAAUCCUCUGAUAGAGGACAAGAACUUUCAAACAUUGAGCUACAGACAAAAGCAGCAAAGCGUAAGGCAAAUCCGAAGGACUCUACGACAGAAAAACAAGGCAAAAUUCGUUUAAAAAUCUCAAAGUCUAGGCUUAAACCGGAGAACAUAACUGAAUCUGAAAGCAAUACUAGUGGAAGUUCUGCUGUGAUAGGGAUUAUACAAACUACGCAUGCAGAUAGAAAAAAGCAGAUCUUAGUGCUUGGUGAAAAGGCAAAACCGAAUAGUGAAUGUGCUCGUACUUGGCAAUAUGGAACUGAUUGCAUUGUUUUAAUCAAAAAAUAUAAUUUGAAGAAAAAAUACUCUGGUCUUGCAUACCCAAAUAUCCAAAGUUCUAGAAAAGCACACAAAGUGGAAUCAGAAAAAAAUCAAUUGUCCAAGUCAUUUAAAUGCAACUGUCGUAAACGAUAUCAAUUAGUGUUAUCUCGAUAUAAAGCAUCUGUGAGAAAAAUGAGAACAGUAGAGCGAAAGCAUUUGUUGAUUUCAAGUGCAUUGUACAUUCGGCGAUAUUUAAAACAGCAAUUCACUCGGGCACAAGAUCUUGAAGAGGAAGUAGCUCGAUUAAAAUCAGAAAAUAAAUUGCUUAAAUCAAGAUUUCCUGAGAACGCUGAAAGUGCAGUAAUGGACACGACAAUAUUAAUUUAAUUUUUCUUACAUAACUUGGAUCUGAUUAUCACUAUAUUAUUUGGAUAUCCUCAGUCAUCAAUUUGUUUCAUAUAUAUAUUAAAAAUUGGGCGCUCCAGGAGUAUGUGUACUAGUACUGAAACCUAUGGGCAGGGGCUAUAUUCACUUGGCUAACACAGACAGUCCCUGAACUCCCUAAUAGAACUAAAAUGAGGAAAAUCCUAAUGAAUUAUGUCCUAACCCUAUCCUGGUACACACAUUUCGGGAGUACAGAAAAUUGCAUGCGUUAACGCCAACUGUGCAUCUGUCAAUGAAUCUGUUAAAUUUAACCUUGUCAUUAUACUGAAAAUUCAUCUCUGUGUAUGCCUUUAAAAAUUUUAAGUAUGAAAAUGAAAAAUAAAAAUGGCUGCUUUCAUGUUUCAUAUAGCCUUGCAUCGCAAGACUUGUCUUUUUAUUUUCAUCGAUGUGUUAUGUUUUUAUCUACAGUGGUUACAAACCUGUAUAUCAAUCACUGUUCAAUACUUUGGAAUGAAAAUAAUACAGAUAGAAUUUUUUUUCAAUCAUGACUUACAAUAUUUCUUUUUCUACAUGAAUCUUGAGUUUGGCUUGGUAUUACCGUCUCUUUGUAAUCAUGCUUUCUACAAAAUUCACAUUUACUCAACAUCACGAUGCUCGCCAAUACUGCUACUCCAAUAACCUAAGUUGGUAAAAAUGUUGCUGAUAUUUAGCCAUAUCAAAUUAAUUUCAAUUCAAUCAAUUGGAAGGAAUUUUUUUUCAAUUUAAAUACUGUAGUUAUAUCGGUUCUGCUAAUGUUUUAAUAUAAAAAUGAACAAUUCAAAAAAGGUAACAAUGUCACAUUAGUUUUGGCCAAUUUUUUAGAAUACUGGGUUCAUACUAGCAUAAAUUAUCAGAUACUGGUAAUCUCAUUUUUGGACAUAUGGAGAAAACUCCAUUAAUAUCAAAUAUUUAUAAUUGAAAUUCAUCGAAACAAUCCAGGUUA